Myxocyprinus asiaticus (Chinese sucker) is the source of this 880-nucleotide messenger RNA. Its product is annotated as histone H4. The record is from RefSeq and is a predicted model, not a curated record. Lineage: Eukaryota; Metazoa; Chordata; Actinopteri; Cypriniformes; Catostomidae. Gene Ontology annotation, biological process: nucleosome assembly. The coding region runs from base 12 to 323 and encodes 103 amino acids. Gene Ontology annotation, molecular function: DNA binding; structural constituent of chromatin; protein heterodimerization activity. The transcript has a single exon. Gene Ontology annotation, cellular component: nucleosome.
CUGUAAUCAUCAUGUCAGGAAGAGGUAAAGGCGGUAAAGGACUCGGGAAAGGAGGCGCUAAGCGUCACCGCAAAGUGUUGCGUGAUAACAUCCAGGGAAUCACCAAACCCGCCAUCCGUCGUCUAGCUCGCCGUGGCGGUGUCAAGCGUAUCUCCGGUCUGAUCUACGAGGAGACCCGCGGUGUGUUGAAGGUGUUUCUGGAGAACGUUAUCCGUGAUGCCGUCACCUACACUGAACACGCCAAGAGAAAGACCGUCACUGCCAUGGACGUUGUGUACGCGCUGAAACGACAGGGACGAACUCUGUACGGCUUCGGAGGAUAAACGACUUGAUUCUCAUCAGACAAACCCAACGGCUCUUUUAAGAGCCACACACACUCUCACAUGAAGAGUCAAUGUCUUGGUUGGCUCUUUUUCCGGCUCGUCACACUUGCAGCUGUCCAAUGAAAUCAUGUAAUGGGUGUGGCCAAUAAAAACACGCAAUCAGAGGUGCGCAUCGACUGUUUGGGAAAUUAGCAUAGAGGGGAUAAUUGUUAUAAAUGUUUCUAUGGGUUAAUAGAGAGUUAACAGUUUGAAAUUUGUUCAUCAGAUCGUUAUGGCACACAAAGGGUCUUUUAAGAGCCACCCAUGUUAUCGCUUAAAGAGUUUAAUUGUAUAUUCAUAACUUUUUUUUCUGCAUUAUACAGAUUAGUUUCCAGUCAGAAUGAAUCUUAUUCGACACAUGCAUCUUUCUCCAUCGAUGUUGUGUAAGUAGUGUAUUGAUGUUAACCACCAGCAGGAUUUAACGUUGGUAAAGUGGCAAAUUGUAAAUUGGAUGGAAUGUUUACACCAGCAGUCAGACAGCGCUCACCCUUUCAGCGAUAGUGCUUGUUCAAAGAGGG